AUGGUGCGCUUUGUAUGCACUUGCGAAUUUCCUUCUGUUGAGGAGAAGACUGUGAGGAAAAUUGAAAGAUUUGAAAGUAGAGGUGGCGUCUUACAAUUUGUUGGUUAUUUCACUUGUUCAAUCGCAGUUCUUUACAGAUCGUCUGAAUGGAUCUUACCGUCGAUCUUCCGUGGUUUGGUUCGGAAAGAAAGCCAUUCUUUGCCUCAGAUUUUUGACGAGGAUGAGGGAGCAUGUUCUGCUAACUUUUUGCAGUUAAAAUUUGACGAAUCACAAAAAAGAGCAGAACAGCUAAAAUCGACGACGACACCUGCUACUACAAAUGAUGAUGAAAACGAAAAAGUAAAUAAGGAGAACGAGUACACCCUUCCAGAGAACCAGCCUCCUACGGAUCAAACUAGAAAAUCGAGGAGACGGCCUGCCCGGAGAGUUAGCAGUGAAGGUGACAAUAACGAUGUGAGAAUGAAACUGAGGAGAAGUACUCGAAAAAGAAGCGCCUCAACAAGGAAGCCUAGUCGCAAUUAG
This is a messenger RNA of Enterobius vermicularis (human pinworm), 522 nucleotides long. Lineage: Eukaryota; Metazoa; Nematoda; Chromadorea; Rhabditida; Oxyuridae. The record is from the annotation of a GenBank genome assembly.